AUGGGAGACCUCAAGACAUUUGAUCCUGUAAGUAGAUUUAUCCUUACUUUUAGAAACACCAAAAAUUUGACGUCUUUUAAUGAAAACCGUUGUGAAUUGUACGAAGUUGGACUGAUGAAUCAACAACUCUCAUUUCAACUUUUCUGUAAGCACACGUUUGAAGGGAAUACUCCACAAUCGGGUUUUGAAACUUUAGCCAAUUUUUUUUUUUUUUUAAAAGGAGGAGUCUCAUUAGUUCUUAAGGUUGUAGGUUCCAGCUUGUUGAAGGAAGGAAAACCACUAUGGGAGUAUAAACUGGCACAAUUAGAAAAAAUACCUCAUGAAGAAAUCAUACAAACCUUGAAGACGAGUUAUGAACCGUUGGAGAAUGAGGCUCAUCAAGUCUUCCUAGAUGUUGCUUGUUUCUACAUUGGUGUGACAAAGGAAGUAGAUUCUUACAUGUGGAGUGAUCCUGGACUCCAUCCCGGGAAAAAUAUUACUCCCCUAUUUCAGAGGUCCCUAAUUAAAAUUGGGGAUGACGAUAAGUUUCAAAUGGAUGAUCAACUAGAGAUAUGGGGGGGAGCAAUCGUUCGUGAGGAAAAUAUCGAACAACCAUGGAUGAAAAGCCGUAUAUGGGACGAGAAGGAAGCUCUGGAUCUAUUACCAAACAAGAAAGUGCGUAUCGUUAAUUUUGAUAAAAUAAUGUUUUUCUUUUCAUUUUGGCUUCCGAGUCCACUAACUUGUGAAACAUAUAAAAUUUUGAUUCUCUUAUACUCAGGGAUCAGAAAAAGUGAAAGGGCUGAGUGUGGAGGAUGA
Molecule: messenger RNA, 795 nt
Organism: Linum tenue
Lineage: Eukaryota; Viridiplantae; Streptophyta; Magnoliopsida; Malpighiales; Linaceae
Source: the annotation of a GenBank genome assembly